This is a messenger RNA of Dendronephthya gigantea, 3050 nucleotides long. Its product is annotated as mitogen-activated protein kinase kinase kinase 1-like. Gene Ontology annotation, biological process: protein phosphorylation. Gene Ontology annotation, molecular function: protein kinase activity; ATP binding. The coding region runs from base 14 to 2329 and encodes 771 amino acids. The transcript has 12 exons. The record is from RefSeq and is a predicted model, not a curated record. Lineage: Eukaryota; Metazoa; Cnidaria; Anthozoa; Malacalcyonacea; Nephtheidae.
AUCAUAAGAGAAAAUGGCACCGUGUGUAAAGGAAGACAGUAAUUCUCGAAGAAGUCUUUCUUUUCUAAGUUACUUGGCCUUACUUAUUUGGCCUCUGUUUAACUAUAUAUGUAAUUGCUUUGAUUGGGAUAAUACGGACGUAAUAAAUACAGCAGAAAAUGAGACUUCUGCAGGUGCUAUGAUAGUGGAAAAUUUCAAUGUUGAUUAUGACAAUAGUCACAAUACAAAAGAUUCGUCGAAUUAUAACUUCGCAGGGUCUGUUUUGAAAGAUCAGUUUCAUCAAUUUGGCAAAGAUGUACAAGACAAACUAGAUCUGCUUAAAAAUGAACUGCAGCAGAAGUUUGAAGCCGAAUUCGAAGCCCUUUUUGCAAGAGUAAAGAAAGUCAAUGAACUAGAUUCACAAGGUCCAGGAAUUCAGAAACUGGUUAAAGAAGAGGAUUUUCAAAGUGAGAAGAAAGCAGUUGAAAAUUGCUUAAAAGAUGAAACGUUCCAGGAUCUAAAAAAACAGGAAGACCUCUUUGAGAGAAAAAAUGAUGCCAGGAAGUAUCCGAAAAUUUCACAAUGUGCUGGUGGGAAUGGCAACAACUCAGCUUCUAAAACUGAAGUGAAGGUAGCAAAGGAAAACAAACCGUGCAAUCAAGCCACAGCUAGCCCAACUGGAAAUGGAUGUGGAAAAAAUGGUGAAGGAUUUGGUGAUGAUGGCAAUGAUCCACCUGAGAAAAAAUUUAGCUGCUUGAAACCACAUUAUCUGGAUAUUGUUGUUCCUGAGAAAAGUAGACAAAAUGAUCAAUUUCAAGAAAGCAGUUAUAAAGAAUCACACCCUGAAGAAUCACACCUUGAAGCAAUGCCUUAUCAAGAAACUCCAGAUUUAAGUUCCAAUGAAAAUAGAUCAGGACCAAGUGACAGCAAUCAAUCAAAAGAUGUGGAAAUGGAUAUCCUUGAGCCCUUGGACAUGAAUGUUGUGACCUUAUCAGAUAGCAAAGAUGACAAGUGUGAUGAUUCAAAUAACCAAGGUUUGGAUAUCCUCACAGGCAGCAAGAGUAACAUGUGUGAAGCCUCACAAGAACAGAGUGGAAAUAUUCAGGAAACAACAACAGAUGGUGGAUUUGACAAAAUGGAAGUGGAUGCAUCAUGUCAACCAGUCUUCCAUAUCCUUCAAAGCAGUAAGAAUAACAGGCAUGAACCUUUACAUCACCAAAGUGGAAAUGAACCAGCCACAGCAGUGGGGAGCAAAAUGCAAGUGGAUCCAUCCUAUCAUUUGGAAAUGAAUGCUGGUGAAACAUCUCAUUUCAUUGGAAAUAAACCUGACGAGACAAUUAAAAACGGACCAAGUGCCUUGGAUAGCUAUAGGCCAUUACCAUAUACAAUCCUGUUACAAUUUGAUCCUGUGUUAAACAUUCGUGGUAAAGAUGGUCUGUAUAAACAUCACCGUGAUUUCACCAUCCUCCGUGUAAUUGAUCGUGGAAAGUUCGGAGUUUGCUAUGAAAUCGAAGACUUAGCGUCUCGGAAAAAAUUUGCAUUAAAGAAGAUCAAGAGUCGAGACUUUGAUCUCAUCGAACUGGAAAUCUGGUCUAAGAUUAGACCAACCCAUGUAAUCACGCCACUAGGAGCUUAUGAUGAUGGCAACGAUGUCUAUAUUUUUAUGGAGCUUAUGGAUGGUACGUUCAAGUUUAUUGGUCAUAAUCGUGAAGCGUUAGGGCUGACUGAAGAAAGAAUUGCUGCACUUAUAAAACCAAUCUUGGAGUGUCUUGACUUGAUUCAUCGUGAAAAAUGGGUGCACGCUGACAUAAAACCUGAAAACACGUUUUUUGGUCACAACUGCGUGAAACUCGGUGACUUUGGACUUGCAGUCAAUUUAUUGACUCAGAAUAAGAAGUACGGCCUUCGUGGUACUGCGCCGUACAUGUCUCCGGAGAUUUGUCGCGAGGAAGGAUAUGGUACCAGCGCUGAUAUAUACGCAGCUGCCUGCCUGGUAUUAUAUUUGUUGACAGGUUCCCAUCCGUGGAAAGACUUCGGAAUGGGAACAAUUAUUUACCAGGUCGGCUGUGGCAAAAUUCCUGAAAUACCAAAUAAUUGUCCCGAGAGAUUGAAAAGAUUGCUGCAACGCAUGCUAAAUCCUGAUCACAGAGAACGCCCGACUGCAAAGGAGCUUUUGAAGGAUAAGUUAUUCUCUAACCUCCAAGAGGAAGUUCUCCAGGAAGUGUUGUUCGAUAUUGAGCAGCUUCAGAGAAAAGCAGUGCGGUCUCAGGAAAAUGAGGAUAUGGCCUUUUCGCCAACCACCUUUGAUGACAAUGCUCCUGGUGUUAAGGAAACAAUUCUCCCUCUGUGAUCUGGAUGACGACAGAAAAAAUGAAAGUACAUGCAGAUAUUAAUCUUCACUUAUAUUUUGAUCGUUACUCAGUUAAUUGCAACGAUUACAUAUUUGAUUCACUGUCGUACUGAUUAUUUUGUAGAUUAUUUACCCGCGAGUAAAUCGCACUAAAAUAUAAGUCAUAGAAUUAGAGAUUGUAGAUGAAUGUUUUCAAUUCAUAACCAGCUUAGCAACAAAAUGAUUUUUCACCGUACAGAUUACUCAAUAUGCAUGGUCAGCUCAUUCCUUUUUUGUAUAACAAAUUCGCACCAUACAAAACCAAUAGGUUUCGUUAAUGAAACAAAGAAUUCCUUAGUAUAUAAAGAAAUCUAUAUAGGAAAAUCGUAGAGAACUAGCAGUUUAGUACUUGCAGUCAAGCUGUAUAAUACAUUCGUAGAAAUUUGUAGUAAUUUUUUAAAACUGUACAUAUACGUUAAUUUUGUUAUUUACGUAAUAUGCAUAUAUCCUCUCAGGAGAAUCAUCUGGUACUUUUCAUGCACAAUAAUUUACUUGUAUAAUUAAAUACAUAAUUUCGAGACGAUCCAAAUAUUUUCAGUGUUCAUUUUAACAACCUCAUUUGGCAUGACUUUAAUGUACUGAGUAAUGCGCCGUUGUUUGACUCAAGAGAACAUGUACAUUUAAAAAAAUUGAAAUACAGGAAUUUAUUAAUUUCUGAUUUCUUUAGCAUUACGUGUUAAUU